Molecule: messenger RNA, 2486 nt
Organism: Poecilia latipinna (sailfin molly)
Lineage: Eukaryota; Metazoa; Chordata; Actinopteri; Cyprinodontiformes; Poeciliidae
Gene: pus7
Product: pseudouridine synthase 7
Exons: 18
Coding region: 225-2159 (644 amino acids)
Biological process (GO): pseudouridine synthesis
Cellular component (GO): nucleus
Molecular function (GO): pseudouridine synthase activity; RNA binding
Source: RefSeq, a predicted model, not a curated record
GGGCGGGCUUUGGGCUUAGAUGUGUUUCCGGGGUCUUUCACACAUGCACAUGUGAUAGACGCAGUUUUUCUUUACCACUUUCCGUCCUCUGUUGAACAUCAACACAAACAGCGUCAAGCUGGGCUCCUAAGACGUAUCUGGGACUGACUGUUCGGUGGAAGAUAAGAAGAGUUUUCCAGAUUCACAAACAUUCCCUGCUCCACCUUUGCAAACACUCGACUUUGAUGGCUGAGUCAGAAUCUGUGUCUAACGCCACCCCGGUCGGAGAGAAGAGAACCUGUCUGCAGGACGGGGACGAAGAGACGCCAGCGAAAAAGCCAAAAGUCGACGGUGAAAACGGGAACGCUCCCAACACAGAUGGCGGCGGUGGUGGUGAGGAAGAGGAGGAGGAGGAGGAGCAGGAAGGACAGGCAAGUGACGGAGAGGAGGACGGCGAGAGCUUUGCUGACAUGAUGAAGCACGGCCUGACUGAGAUGGACGUCGGCAUCCUGAAGUACGUCAGUGACCACGAAGGGUUCUCUGGAAUCCUGAAGGAAAGGUAUUCUGAUUUUGUUGUGCAUGAAAUCAACAAACAAGGAAAGAUAGUGCAUUUAGAUGAUCUCUCCAUCCCACCAGACAGCGAGGAAGGAGCAGAAACCGAGCAACAACCGAAUGAUUGCGACGUGCUGACGGAGGAGCAGAAAAAGCAGCUCGGCGAGCUGCAGCUCUUCAAGAAUAAAGAAGGAAACGUCUCCAUCGAGGUGAAAGACGAUACGAAGGAGAAAAGAACGCUCGUCCACAAAGCCAUCAAGACUCAGUUUCCUGGUCUGGAAACAAAGACCGAAGAGAAAGAAGGCCACAAGUUCAUAGUGGCCUACCAUGCUGCAGGGAAGAAGGCUUUAGCAGAAGUCAAAACAGCUGCAGCUCCAAGGAAGCACUUUUGGCCCAAAAACCGUGGCAGCUAUUGCCACUUUGCUCUUUACAAGGAGAACAAAGACACCAUGGACGCAAUCAAUGUGCUGUCAAAAUUCCUCAGGCUUAGACCCAACAUGUUCUCCUACAUGGGCACCAAGGACAAGAGGGCCAUCACAGUUCAGGAAAUUGCAGUUCUCAAGAUCACCGCAGAGAGGUUGGCUCACCUCAACAAGUGCCUCAUGAACCUGAAGCUCGGCAACUUCUGCUACAAAAACCAUCCUCUGAAGCUCGGGGAGCUGCAGGGAAACCACUUCACUGUGGUCAUCAGGAACAUCUCAGGAACGGACGAGCAGGUCCAUCAGGCCAUGGGGUCCCUCAAGCAGACCGGCUUCAUCAACUACUACGGGAUGCAGCGCUUCGGCACCACCGCCGUGCCCACGCAGCAAGUAGGCAGGGCCAUCCUGAGAAACGACUGGAACCAAGUGGUGGAUUUGAUUCUCAAACCUCGACCUGGAGCAGAGAAAGAAUAUCUGGUUCGCUGCAGGGAGGAGUGGGCGAAGACGCAGGACCCAGAGGCUGCGCUGAAGAAGCUGCCAAACAAGCGCUGCGUGGAGGGACAGCUGCUCCGAGGCCUGUCCAUGUACGGCAAGAAAAACAUCGUCACCGCCUUCGGACUGAUUCCCCGGAACAACCGGCUGAUGUACGUUCACAGCUACCAGAGCGUGGUGUGGAACACCAUGGUGAGUCGCAGGAUCGAAGCCUUCGGCCUGAAGGCGGUGGAGGGCGAUCUGGUUCUCAGAGGAACCACAGCACACGUCCUGACUGCAGAGGAGGCCGAGAGCCACUCCAUCCAUGACAUCGUGAUGCCACUUCCUGGGUAUGAUGUCAUCUACCCCUCCCACCACAUCGGUGAGGGAUACAGGGAGCUGCUCUCUGCUGACGGCCUGGACCUGGACAACAUGAGGCACAAAGUGAAGGACUACUCCCUGGCCGGAGCCUACAGACGCGUCAUCAUCAGACCCACUGACGUCAGCUGGGAGGUGAUUCACUAUGACGACCCGCGGAUCUCUCUGGUGCACAGCGAUUUUGAGAAACUGGAGAAUAAACCUGCUCCUGUCUUCAACAAAGACGGGAAGUACCGGGCUCUGCGGAUGGAGUUCUCCCUGCCUCCCUCGACUUAUGCUACCAUGGCGAUCAGGGAGGUCCUCAAGUUGGACACCAGCAUUAAGAAACAGACGCAGCUCAACACCGUUUGGUUUAACUGAGAUCAGACGACUCGUUGGCCUCGAACUGGACUGCUGCAGGCACAAAUCUACGUAACGAGUUAUUUUAGAGUUCAAUGUGCAGAGAGAGUAUCUGAAAGAGCAACAACUCUGUUCUCUACGAACAUGUUUGUUGUCUGUGGUGUGUGCAAGGAUGAAGAGCUAAACAACAAUAUUCAAUUUUAUGAUUUUACUGUAUAUUUUCAGUGAUGAUAUAAGUAAGAGCUUCACAUUCUGGAUGCUUAUCACUCUGAUGCUGGUUUGUACAGAAAAGUUUUUUUGUUUUUUUACUUCUGGCUCUAAAUAGGAGUAAAGUUAAAGUGACUAACA